CUUUGUGAAUUUCAAAAGCUUAUCCAUGAUUUUUUUCUUCAUUUCUCCCUAACUCUCAUAUCAUUUGAGAGGAAUCCGCCAUGGAUGGAGCUAUGCAAAUUUCCUGCUCACAAUUGAAAGUACCCAUUUCCACUAAAUUACCAAUUUUUACUACCCAUUUCUAUUUCUCUCAUAAUUUUGUCUCUCUUUUUAAACCCAUCUCCUCUUUUCCUCUAUACCCGAGUUUGUCAUCUCGCUUCUCUCCACUUUUUGUUCAAUUUGCUACCCCAGAUAGUCAAUUGAGUGUUGAGGUCAGCAAUGAAACAAGUGAAUGGGCAAUGCAAGAUUUUUACACAUUAAGAAAAGAGGUAGAAAGUACAAGUACACGUGUUGAAGAGAUUGUACUCUCUGCUGGAUUGCAACACUUGGAGAAGGAACUUGCAGCUUUGGAGUCCAAAGCAGCUGAUAGCACAUUGUGGGAUGACCGUGCUAAGGCCCAAGAAACUCUUUCAGCUCUCACUGAUGUCAAAGAUAAAUUGAAACUUCUUAAAGAUUUUCAAACCCAGGUAGAAGAAGCAGAAACAAUAAUUAAUCUCACCGAAGAGAUGGAUUCUAUAGAUACUGCACUACUUCAAGAGGCUGUGGGAAUCAUUAAGGAGUUGAACAAAGCGCUUGAUCGUUUUGAGUUGACAGAACUGCUUUCUGGCCCAUAUGACAAAGAAGGUGCCGUUAUUUCUAUCUCAGCUGGUGCUGGUGGGACAGAUGCUCAGGAUUGGGCUGAUAUGCUUCUCAGGAUGUAUAUGAGGUGGGCCGAAAAGCAGAAGUACAAGGCUAAAGUGGUUGACAAAUCAUUAGGAGAAGAAGCAGGUAUUAAAUCAGCUACGAUUGAGGUUGAAGGUCGUUAUGCUUAUGGAUAUCUUUCUGGAGAGAAAGGAACUCAUCGUAUUGUCAGGCAAUCACCUUUCAAUUCUAAGGGUCUUCGUCAGACAAGUUUUUCUGGUGUUGAAGUCAUGCCUCUUCUUCCUGAAGAGUCAUUGAAUGUUGAAAUUCCCGAAGAGGACUUGGAGAUCAGCUUCACAAGGGCUGGUGGAAAAGGAGGUCAGAAUGUAAACAAGGUUGAAACUGCUGUUAGAAUCACUCACAUUCCCACUGGCGUGGCCGUCCGAUGCUCAGAGGAGAGAUCCCAAAUACAAAACAAGGUUAAAGCCUUAAAUCGAUUGAAAGCCAAGCUUUUGGUCAUUGCGGAGGAGCAAAGGGCAUCUGAGAUCAAGCAGAUCAGGGGCGAUGCUGUGAAGGCAGAAUGGGGCCAGCAAAUACGCAACUACGUGUUUCACCCAUACAAGCUUGUGAAAGAUGUGCGUACAAGCCAUGAAACUUCAGAUAUCGCCUCUGUGAUGGACGGUGAUUUAGAUCCAUUCAUUAAAUCUUACUUGAAACAUAAGUACACUCAGACGCUUUCAGCAAGUAGCUAAAAGCCGAUUUUGUAUCCUAGGUAUUUUGUAACUUAUUGAUCUUGUAAGACUAAAUUUGUUUCCAAAGUAUGAGUGGAUGCUGUAGUUUAUGAAAG
Molecule: messenger RNA, 1546 nt
Organism: Amaranthus tricolor (Joseph's coat)
Lineage: Eukaryota; Viridiplantae; Streptophyta; Magnoliopsida; Caryophyllales; Amaranthaceae
Product: peptide chain release factor PrfB1, chloroplastic-like
Exons: 7
Coding region: 81-1451 (456 amino acids)
Biological process (GO): translational termination
Cellular component (GO): cytoplasm
Molecular function (GO): translation release factor activity, codon specific
Source: RefSeq, a predicted model, not a curated record